Molecule: messenger RNA, 2012 nt
Organism: Cavia porcellus (domestic guinea pig)
Lineage: Eukaryota; Metazoa; Chordata; Mammalia; Rodentia; Caviidae
Gene: Dolpp1
Product: dolichyldiphosphatase 1
Exons: 8
Coding region: 210-899 (229 amino acids)
Biological process (GO): protein N-linked glycosylation; lipid biosynthetic process
Cellular component (GO): intracellular membrane-bounded organelle; endoplasmic reticulum membrane
Molecular function (GO): dolichyldiphosphatase activity
Source: RefSeq, a predicted model, not a curated record
GGUGGGGAUCUGUGUGAGAUGGAAAAGAAUCGCGGGCCCGAACCUUGGUCCUUCUUCCCUGCCUUCCCCGGAGUCAGAGAGGCCUCACGUAGUUCCCCGCGCGCAAGUAGUGCCUCUUCCUUCAGACAGUACUCUGGGCUGCCUGCAAGAGAAAGAGCUCCCUGUUGCAGGGAGUGUGCAAGCCGUGGCCAGGCUUGUGAGUGCCGGAGAUGCCACGCCCUGAACGGCGCGCACAGAGAGCGCUGGGCCUGCGAGGAGGCGAUCUCUCUGGCCACCUCCUUGCCUACCUGAGCCUUGGGCCUGUGUUCGUCAUCGUUGGUUUUGUGACCCUCAUCAUCUUUAAGCGGGAGCUGCACACGAUCUCUUUCCUGGGGGGUCUGGGACUGAACGAAGGGGUCAACUGGCUGAUCAAACACGUCAUCCAGGAGCCGCGGCCCUGCGGAGGGCCCCACACAGCAGUGGGUGUUAAAUACGGGAUGCCCUCCAGCCACUCCCAGUUCAUGUGGUUCUUCUCUGUCUAUUCCUUCCUCUUCCUGUAUUUAAGAAUGCACCAAACGAAUAAUGCAAGGUUCCUAGAUCUGCUGUGGAGGCACCUGCUGUCCCUGGGGCUCCUCACUGCAGCCUUCCUGGUCUCCUACAGCAGGGUCUACCUGUUGUACCACACCUGGAGCCAGGUGCUGUACGGGGGCAUCGCUGGAAGCCUCAUGGCCGUCGCCUGGUUCGCCUUCACCCAGGAGGUCCUCACCCCGCUGUUCCCUAGGAUAGCAGCCUGGCCGAUCUCCGAGUUCUUCCUGAUCCGGGACACCAGUCUCAUCCCCAACGUGCUCUGGUUUGAGUACACAGUGACCCGGGCAGAGGCCAGGAACCGACAGCGCAAGUUGGGUACGAAGCUGCAGUGAGUGGCAAGCGUGGCUGGGUCCAGCCUUCACAUCCAGGCCACGCGGUGCCUCACAGGGUGGACAGCAUGACAGACGGAGGGAUGAGCAGGGACCUCUGCAGACCCAAGUCGCCAAGCGGAGCCUUUUUAUUUUCUUAUUUUAAUUUUAAUGGACAAGGUGGACCAAAGGGCUGAGCCGGCCCCUCAGCCAGCACCUCUGGAGGCCCUACUGCCCGGGGCCAUGUGGCCAGGGACCCUCGCUGUGUCAUCUCGAGUCCCCGGCAGGGUGGAGUGCAUCCUUGGCACGGUUGCCAGGGGUGGGAAGAGAGUGGGGGCUCACGUCCGUAGGCUUGGGCCGGGCGCUCUGGGGCUCAAGGCGCGAGCACUAUUUAUCAUUUCGUCACAGGCAGGAGGGGGAGUCAGAUGCAGUGUGGGGGGGCCCCUGACGCCCCUGCCGGAGCCUCUCAGUGUUUGCCGGACGGGGCAGGGCUGGAGCGAGCUGUGGCCGGCAGCUGCUGUCCUUGUGUUCUUCCUGGUCCCUGCCACAUACCACAAGGGCUUUCUCUGGUCCCGUGCCCAGCACGGGACGACUGUCCCUUGGUGACAGAAGAGCCUGCACAUGUGGGUGCGUGCACCCAGGCUGUUUACAGCUCUUCCUGUCCCGCCGUAGCACGCAGUCCUCUUCCCGCUGCAGCAAGGCCGGCUGCAGCCGCCGAGCCCUGUCCGUGUGUGUGGAACCGUCCCCACUAGGGACCUGUGUGGGACCACUCAGGCCUGCGUCUGCAGGCGCAGGAGGGUGCCUAAGGGACCCGUGGGUCACCGGGCGCUCUCCCCGAGUGCCCACCGGCCGUGUCUGCCCUCCCUGUGGAGGUCCCCAACCUGCUGCUGAAGCACAAGUUCCCGGUGCUUUCCCUUCUCUUCGUCCAAGGCCGUGUCCGCGGCCAUUCCAGAUGCCAGGACCAGGGCUGAUUCCUGGGGAGCAGGUCAGCGCCCCGUUUCCCUCCCCUCCCCUUAGGGUUUUUAUUUUGUACUUUUUUGCCUGAGAUAAGCCAAGUGUGAGGUGGUUUGAUUUCAGAAAAAAAAAAAAAUCAAUGAAAUUGUUUACUAUUGUUUUAAAAUAAAAUCUUAAACUCUG